UUCAAUUAUGAAAUUCAUGAUUGUUACUCAUGAAAACUUUCAGUAGUAUAACUGUAUUUCUACUACAAUCACCGGUAUUAUGGAUAAUACUGUUAUAACAAAUAUUAAAGUCUCAGAUAUAACUGCACUAUUCAGGCAAUAACUAUCACUAUAGUGCCACCAACUAGUAAUACGCUUGUCACUGUCAUUAGUAAUAAUGGUUAUCAUACUAAUAAGGUUUCGUUUAUCGGUAUAAUUAGGCUAAAUAUACUUCAAUCUCUUAUGUUAGUAGUAAUUGUUGCAAUAUCCCUUGAAAAUAUAAAGCAACAAUGAUUUUACUGUACUUGUGGAUUCAAUGUCGCAUAAAAAUAAUGAAAAUACAAUUUAUUUUAAUGAUAAUGAAUUAAGGGAGAGCAAAAAAUAUGAUAAAGGGAACGGAUGUUUACUAUGUUGUGUUUAAAUUUAACAUGAACUGCAUCUGACUGAAGUCAGGUGGGUCAUUGGCUCGCUACUUUCAGUGUCUCCAUGUUCCAGCCAAUCACGCUUGAUCUUAGAUCUGUAAAUGAUUGUCGUCUUCAAAGUCAAAUCGUUCACUGAAGAGACCACAUCUCUGGUACAGCACCAUAAGGGGACAAUGAUGGCAAUAUUUUUUGCAACAACGAUCUUGAGUACAGCUUUGCUAAGUCAAUCCCAAGAAAAUCCUCGAUCACUCUCUUUGACCAAAGCACAUAUCGGAGAUACUGUUUCUCUACAUUGUGCAUCUUUGAACGGUACAAGUAAAGUGUUAUACUGGUAUAAGCAAUCUCUUGGAUAUAUUCCCCAAGUGGUUGCCAAUGCAAUUUAUGGCACUCCAACGAUAUAUCCGCCAUACAAAUUAAGGGUUAAACUGGUAAAAGGAAAGUUGACUAUGAGAGAUGUAAAGAAAGAGGACGAGGCAAACUAUUUCUGUCAGCAAGGAAUUGAUGAAAACAAGAAUUGGAACAACGGCACAUUUCUGUCUGUGAAUGAUGGAAAUGAGCAGAAAUUAGACUACCAGACUGUGGUCCAACAGUCGGCAUCAGCUCAGCUGGGAGACCCUGUGGCUCUCCAGUGCUCUAUUACCUCCCAGAGGACGGACCACAGUAACCAGUGCCAAGGGGAACCCAGUGUGUACUGGUUCAGAUCAGGACCAUCUCACCCUGCUGCCAUUUACAUGAAUGGGAACAGGAGGGGUGAAUGUCAGAAUAGUUCUGGGCCUCCGUCUGCUCCACAGAGCUGUGUCUACACUCUCCCCAAGAACAAUGUAGACUCCACUGAUGCUGGGACUUACUACUGUGCCCUGGCAGCAUGUGGGGAAGUUGUGUUUGGAAAUGAAUCUAAGCUGGACAUAACAGGUUUGUGAGCAUAAUAACACUACAGCACAUUCAACACAAUAACUCAUAUCAGGACAGGUUUAAGAGCAUCCCAACCACUUUUAUGGAGAAGUUUCAGUGUGCAAGAUCUCCUAUAUUGAUUUGGCAGUACAUUAUUAUUUAGAUUAUUUCAUUUUAAAUAGUUACGGUAGGACGAGAGAUGUUUAUACCUUAUGAAAAAAUAUGUAUGCUUAUACAAAAAUAUAUAUCUUUUUAUUAGCAUAAACUGUUAUUAGAUGAAAACAUUAAACAUUCUAUGUGUUUUCAACUGUGAAUCCUCUCAGAUGGUUGAUAGUGAUACACAGUUCUCUGUUGUAGGACAGGAAAACAGAUAGUUUGAACUACACAGUGAUGGAGACAAAUCAAAGGAGGGAAGAAGAACAGUGAAAGGACUCAGGAGAGUGUGUAUUCUGCUGUGAGAGAAACCUGGCAGUGAAGUCCAUCAACCUGGGAGUUUGUAUCACCUCAUGAGGCUAAAGGUGGUGACAAUGGUGGAAUUGUUACGGACUUGAACAUUUAAUCAUUGAUCAUUGGUGAUGCUGUCUUUUGUCCAGCCUAUCUUUGUGUGCAGCCACACGUAUCCCUGGAUAUUUUUAUUACAAUAAUCAUAUAUUGAUGUCUAAAAUGUAUUGCUUACAAAAUUAAAAAUCAAGAAACUUUGAGAA
Messenger RNA from Gadus morhua (Atlantic cod), 2035 nucleotides. RefSeq lists its product as uncharacterized. Bases 542 to 1360 code for a protein of 272 amino acids. Gene Ontology annotation, biological process: response to bacterium. NCBI's taxonomy places the organism in Eukaryota, Metazoa, Chordata, Actinopteri, Gadiformes, Gadidae. The record is from RefSeq and is a predicted model, not a curated record. The transcript is spliced from 4 exons.